UGGGCAAGCCGAUAGGGCGGUUUCACGAUGACGUGUAAUGAAGGGGACGGAAGAGCGCCGUGUAACUAAUCCCACGUGUUGUGUGUACGGAACGUAGCUGCUGCUGUGAUGGGGAAAAGACCGGGGAAUAAAGCGGCUGGACCGGGCAAUAAAGCGACUGGACCGGCUGCCCGGGCCGGUGCGGAGCGUCCCCGCGGAAAUGUAAAGAAAAAGACAAAUUCCAAACCCGAGCAUUUGGAUACUCAGGAAAUCCCAUUCAAGCUGCGAGAGAUUAUGAGGAGCCGGAUGGAGAUGAACAAACCAAAGAAAAAGAGGAAGCAAGCGCGGAAACCAAGGCCACAAAAUGAAGGGUUGCAGACGGACAUUCCGGUGCCGAAGUUCAAGAGGGAGAGAAACGAAACGGUGGGCGCCUACCUGAACCGCAUGAACCGGGAGACCCAGCAUGUGCUCUUCCUCACCAAGAACCAGCUGGAGCGCCAGCCUGAGAUGGAGCUGGACGAUAAGGGAGAGCUUCCCAAGAAGGAGGAGGUGGAGGUCCCAAAGAAGCAGAAGUCUGAGAAGAGGAAGAAGUUUGAUCGGAAGUGUUUGGAUAAAUUUGUUCGGCGAAAGGAGGAGAAAAAAGUGGCUCGUCUGGAAGAGGAAAUGUUCAAAGAUGAAGUGAUGUUCGGUGAAGUAGUGAUGGAGCCCCCGGUUCUGACAGUGAGGCCAAGAAAAGGUCCAGCCGAAAAAAAGGCAGGAGAGAAACAGCUUUUCCUGACGAAAUUCUUCGACAAGGGGAGCGCUCCGUCCAAUCCUCCUCCCAUGUCUAUGGCCAGGAAGAGAAUAGUAGAGGAAGAGCGCGAGCGGGUCGUCAACGCCUACCGGGAGCUGAAGAAGAGAAGACUGCAGCAAGCCGCCGGUUCCAAACCCUCCAGAUCUGGUCCCAAACCCUCCAGAUCUCCCCACACAUGAGGGACCAUCUCUGGUCUGAUGUGGACAGUUUAUAGGACCAUUUUUCUGUGGACAGAUGGGAGGGUUCUCUGAUUGGAACUGGUACACAUCCUGAGUACAUCUGACCACAUUGUCAUCUAAGACCUCCGGCAGUUAAGGGCGGGCAUAGCCCAUGAUUGAUGGGUACCUCUGUAAAAAGUGCUGCCAUGUUGCGUUCAUUUUUAAUAAUGUGCUGUCAUGUUGCGUUUUGGUGGGCUGAUGUUCUAGAUCAGUAUCUCCAAAACUUUUAGGGUCACGUUGCGGAUUUUACAAAUAUCCCCCCCCCUACUUCUAGGAGUGCCCAUCAGACUCCGCCCCACAUCGAGGACUGCCUAUCAGGAGGACUGGGUAAGGGGCAUGACUGGCAAUCUCUAUACUAUCACCCCCCCACACAUAUGCAAUUGGGGAGCCCAGUAUUUGAUCCAGCGGUGGUGCCGGGUUUUCAUAGAGCUGGCUGAGGACUAGAAGAUUCCCGGGCCCUCUCCAUGGUCAAGGACAGGGAUCUCCAAAACGACGGCCCUCCAGCUGUUGUGGAACUACACAUCCCAUGAGGCAUUGUAAAAUUCUGACGUUCCCAGGCAUGACGGAAAGAAAGAGAAAAAAACUCCUGAACUGCCGCACUCCAUCAAAGGCGUCUUUAUUUUAUAAAACCAAUGUACCGUAUAUACUCGAAUAUAAGCCGAGGCAUCUAAUUUUACCACAAAAAAAUGGGAAAACUUAUUGAC
This is a messenger RNA of Rana temporaria (common frog), 1694 nucleotides long. It is a transcript of the gene CCDC137, whose product is annotated as coiled-coil domain containing 137. The transcript is spliced from 6 exons. The record is from RefSeq and is a predicted model, not a curated record. NCBI's taxonomy places the organism in Eukaryota, Metazoa, Chordata, Amphibia, Anura, Ranidae. The coding region runs from base 109 to 951 and encodes 280 amino acids.